GCCCGUCUGCUGUUGUAUCAAAAGAGCCGCUCGGAGGGGCUGACGGCUUCUCCUCCUUCUGGCUGCCUGUUCGGCGCUGCGCUCAGUUGCUGUCCUUUCACUUUUUUGCUUGACGGUUCAGUGGCGGGGGCAGCUUCUGGACUCGGGCCGCGCUCCCUUCCUGGCAGUAGCCCCUCUUCUGGCGGAGAAGCGGGAAUCCUCGACAGAAGCCCUCAGCUCCGGGCAAAGGAGCGCACCGCCUGCCCGGGACUCUCAGCCGUCGGCCGUUGCGCGCCACAGGUUGCCGUCCUCCUGGGGCCCCCGCCGCAACUGCCGCAUGAGGUUCGCUGGGCGACGGGCAAAUUUCCGGGGAAGCUGCGCCGCUCUCUCGUUCCGUCGCCGGUCCCCGCAGCCCCGUCUCCCUGCCGCCGGGGCCAUGAACUCCUCGCUGGGCAACCAGACGGAGGUGCUGGGGCUGCUGCUGGCCAACGGCACUGACUCGCUGGAGUGGGCGCUCCAGUCCUUCACGCCCAAGUCCGUGGUGACCGACGACGGCUUCGUGGUGACGGCGCCGGACGAGCGGAGCCUCUACAUCAUGCGGGUGGUGCAGAUCGCCGUCAUGUGCGUCCUGUCGCUCACCGUCGUCUUCGGCAUUUUCUUCCUCGGCUGCAACCUGCUCAUCAAGUCCGAAGGCAUGAUCAACUUCCUGGUGAAGGAGCGGAGGCCGUCCAAGGAGGUGGAGGCGGAGGCGGUGGGGCCCUACUGACCGCGGCGCCGCCCACGAGCCCGCUUGGCCUCUCCAGCCGCGGACGGGACUCGGAUAGAGGACCUUGUGCUGCUCUCGCGGCUGCCGUUUCCGGAAGGCGAUGCCGACCGUAGAAGCAAUUCCGGGCAGGCCAGGACAAGCGACCCUGUUUCCCCGACGGGACCGGUGUAUGAUUAGUAGCGGGACUCUGUCCGAAGCCAACUGCGACGACUUUGGACUGGGCGCGGGGAAGGGGUUUACAGGGCUUCCCUCGACCUUCCGAACAGGUGGGGAAGAGCUCCGAUCUCCACCUGCAGUGGCGACAGCGGGGGUCCCGCGGUGGGGUAAAGUGGUGGGACAGAGAUGACGAAGCUCUUGAAUGUCAUUUGGUGUUCUGUAUAUAAUGCUGUAAAUGUCACCAGCUAAACAUUUCCAAUUUUGAUGCUUUGUUUUCAUGGGAAGGGGGAGGAGAGAGGGACAAAUUGAUCUUAAAGUUUAAUUGUAAAAAAAAAAAAAACACUUUUACUCUCUUUUAAGAUACUUUCUUUCCAGAUUUGAACUGGGGGGAGGGAUGGACACGUUCAAUGUGAGGGGUUGAAUUUGGUGCUUUGGGUGCAUGGUGUCACUUUGGGCUCGAUUGUCUAUAUAACAGAAACUCCUGUGCUGAUGUGUGAAUGACUGUUUUGAUUCAUCUAUUUCUGCUGUAAAGUCUCCUUUUUAAAA
This is a messenger RNA of Crotalus tigris (Tiger rattlesnake), 1447 nucleotides long. RefSeq names its product reprimo, TP53 dependent G2 arrest mediator homolog (gene RPRM). NCBI's taxonomy places the organism in Eukaryota, Metazoa, Chordata, Lepidosauria, Squamata, Viperidae. Bases 317 to 745 code for a protein of 142 amino acids. The transcript has a single exon. The record is from RefSeq and is a predicted model, not a curated record.